Plasmodium inui San Antonio 1 is the source of this 2271-nucleotide messenger RNA. Its product is annotated as long-chain acyl-CoA synthetase. The record is from RefSeq and is a predicted model, not a curated record. Gene Ontology annotation, cellular component: membrane; endoplasmic reticulum. Gene Ontology annotation, molecular function: long-chain fatty acid-CoA ligase activity. Lineage: Eukaryota; Apicomplexa; Aconoidasida; Haemosporida; Plasmodiidae. The transcript has a single exon. Bases 1 to 2271 code for a protein of 756 amino acids.
AUGGACGUGACAGAUUUCAAACGUAAGGUGUACAAUUUUUUGGAAAACGAAAGUGAGUACUCCAUGAAAAAUGACGAUGGGGAGGACAGCGAUGACGCGAGCCAAAUAGCAUAUUUUGACGAAGUAAAAGGGACGGCAAAAGAAAACUCCAGUAAUAUCUUCCGGCCUAAGAAGUAUGAAUUGUGUCAGAGCUUGGAAAAAACGAAAGGACUUCUGGGCAUAGAAAUGUCCAACAAGUAUGAUGCGUUUUGUUUUUUCUGUAAAUAUCACUAUAAUAAGGAUUUUUUAGGAGAAAGGAAAAAGGAAGUAAGGGGCAAUGAAACAAUUCUUGGAGAGUAUUCAUUCAAAACGUAUGGUGAAAUAAAAAAUGAAAUAGAGAUCCUAGCAUCUGCAUUGUACCAGUUUGAGAAUAUAGAGCCCAACAUAUUCACAGAUAAUGGACCAUAUGAUAAAUUAAAAAUUUUAGGUAUCUGGUCAAGAAAUAGAGUAGAAUGGUUAACUACCGACUAUGCUUGCUCAGCCAUAGACUUUGUCACCGUCCCGAUAUACGACACUAUGGGGAUAAACUCGGUGAAGUACAUAUUUCAGAAGACUCAGAUGAAAAUCUGUUGCAUCGAAGCGGAGAAGUUGGAGUGCCUCAUAAAAUUGAAGGACGAACUAAACGAUCUACAAAUUUUAAUUAUUUACGAUGAAUGGAGCUUAAGAGACGACAUUAAGCAGCGAGCCAGUAAGGCAGGCUACAAGGUAUAUUUCUAUAAAGACCUAAUUGACAAAUUUAAGAACCAAAAUAUUAUCCCCCAGUAUGAGUAUUAUGACCACGCGUUUCAUAGUCAGGAGAAAGGUCAGAAGGGCGUCAAAAAAGAGCCCCACUCGAGGAGCGGCGCUGGAGGUAACCGCAAUAGUAGCAAUAAUGGAAGUGGGUGCAACGCGCUGAUGCAGAAGCUGAAAAAGAAUAGAGGCAAAGUGACUGAUGUGUGCACCAUCAUUUUUACCUCCGGAUCGUCCGGCAUGCCCAAAGGCGCCAUGUUGACACACAACACGUUUCUUACCUUUGUGCAAAGCUACAUCAUCGACGGAAACAGACUCGGCCUGAUGAAAUAUGACGUGUUGCUUAGCUACCUCCCUCUAGCCCACAUCUACGAACGGAUAAUCGAAUGUGCUGUGUCUUUUUUUGGAGCCAAAAUAGGCUAUUUCUCUGGAAACAUAAAAGAGUUAGUCAGUGACAUAAACGAGUUAAAACCAACCUUCUUUAUCACCGUCCCAAGAAUUUUACAAAAAAUCCAUGACAAUAUUAUGGAAGGAUUGAAGAACAAAUCCUUUAUAGCCAGAACGUUGGUAAAGACAGCCCUCAAGAAUAAGAAGAGCAUAUAUUUGAAAAAUCCGAAAAAGUUUUCCCACCCAAUUUAUGACAUCAUUUUACAACCACUGAGGAACCGAUUCGGAGGCCGCAUAAGGACGCAAGUCAUGGGUUCUGCAUCUAUGGAUAAAGAUAAACUAAUCGAUUUGCAAAUGCUCUUUUCAGCACCUAUUUCGGAAGGAUGGGGAAUGACAGAAGUAGGCGUAGGAUUCUUACAACACAGAUAUGAUAGCACCAAAGGAACCAUCGGAGGAAUGUUUUCCAAUGUUUCCAUGAAAGUCGUUAAGGUGGAAAAUAUGAAAUAUGACCCAAAGGCUUACCCAAACAGAGGAGAAUUAUGCGUCAAGGGAAGUAGCCUAAUGGUAGGCUACUUCCGAGAUCAGCCGUUAACAAAAAAGUCUUUUGAUGAAGAUGGCUUCUUCUACACAGGAGAUGUCGUUGAAGUGAAUGAAAAUAAUGCAUACGUACGAAUCAUAGACAGAGCAAAAAACAUAUUCAAAUUAGCUCAAGGGGAGUAUGUCGAGCCAGAGAAGUUGGAAAAUAUCUACACCAAUAGCAUAUACAUAGAGAACAUUAUUGUGCAUGGAUACAGUUACGAAAAUGAAUUAGUAUCCAUCAUAGUUCCGAAUGAAAUUUUCAUUCGUGAUUAUGCCAAGAAGAACAACCUCAAUAUGCCCUUCGAGGAGCUGCUAAAGUGUGAUGCUAUUAAAAAGCUUUUUCAGAAUGAAAUAUUGACUAUUUCAAAAACGUAUAAUUUGAAUGGCAUUGAGAAGAUCCACUUAUUUCACUUGACGCCUAUUCCAUUUUCUGUGGAUAAUAAGCAGCUCACCCCUACGCAUAAGGUCGUUAGGAACGCCAUCAUCGCUGAUUAUAAAAAGGUCAUUGACGAUUUGUACGAGUCCAGGAAGAAGUAA